CAGUUAUUAUUUCAAUUGAUCAUUACAUUUAUUUGACACUCAACAGUUUUGUUAAAAAUGAAGUCAACUUUAUUUGUUGCUUUGAUUGCUCUUGCAAUUUCAAGCUCAUUUGCCGUUAAAAUCCAAGGAUCAUGUCCAGAACCAAAACAACCCAAAGUUGAUACCGGUAAUAAUUGGUACUUUUCAAAUUUUGAAGGAAGCUGGACUGUUUUAGGUCGAAGUGAAGAAACUGUCCCAAGAACUGUGUACAAUACUCUUGAGAUCAGUCACCUUUAUCUUGGAAAAGUUGCCGUUAUUGAGAAAGGAAAUACUCGAGACAGUGAAGUUAUGUCACUUUGGGACAAGUUUAUCGAAUUGACUGUUGGUGACUUUGAUGGAAAAUCUUAUUAUGAUUUCGAAGAUGAACCCUACUCAUUCAACAUCACAACCUCAGAUGGUAAACGAGGUGAAUUUUGGAUGCCUUAUUUCGCUCGCCCUAAAUAUGCCGAAGCUGUCUUAGCAAGUUGUGUUAGAAUUGAUGAAUCAACUGUCGAUGUUAAAGCAUGGUUUGUCUCAAAGACUAAAUCAGUUUCAGCUUCACAAGAAGUUAAAGAUAUUGUUAAAUCAUUGACUGGACACGAACUGAUUGAAGUCUGUCAAGGAGACUUCUGUUGAUCGAUAUUUGAAAUUUGUCAUAUAAGAUGAAUUUUCAUUUAAACUCUUCAUCUGUUGAUUGUAACAUUUCUUAAAUAAGAAUAUUAAAUAAUUUUUUAAAAGCAAA
This is a messenger RNA of Tetranychus urticae (two-spotted spider mite), 760 nucleotides long. RefSeq lists its product as uncharacterized. NCBI's taxonomy places the organism in Eukaryota, Metazoa, Arthropoda, Arachnida, Trombidiformes, Tetranychidae. The record is from RefSeq and is a predicted model, not a curated record.